Messenger RNA from Neoarius graeffei (lesser salmon catfish), 1230 nucleotides. RefSeq names its product putative nuclease HARBI1. The record is from RefSeq and is a predicted model, not a curated record. Lineage: Eukaryota; Metazoa; Chordata; Actinopteri; Siluriformes; Ariidae. The transcript is spliced from 5 exons.
CUCAAACCUGCUCGUCUCAGGUUAUGUUCUUGGUUAACCUGAGGUUUCCGAUUAACCACACCCUUUUUAAACACCACCUCUCCACCGACAUUUCCUCUAGAGACAAUGCCAGCGUACCUGGAUGACCCGUGUGAUAUCGGAGCGCAGAUUGUGAGGGGCUCUCUCCGGAGGGCGAGGGUAUUUAGAGACCGCCAGAAUCCGCUGGCAUACCCGGACGAUGUGCUUUAUGAACGAUAUAGAUGCUCAGCUGAGGGAAUUCGUUACCUUUGCCAGCUGAUCAAGGCAGGCGUCUGCAGUGUAACCCGCCGAAGCCAGGCCCUCACAAUCGAGCAAAUUAUGUGCUUGUCAUUGCGUUACUUUGCCAGUGGACAAUAUAUGUAUUCCGUCGGUGAUGCUGAAAACCUCAGUAAGAACACGGUCUGUCGUAUGAUUCGCAAAGUGGUACUUGCCCUAAACAAACUGAUGAAUGCAUUUGUCGUGUUCCCUGGGCAUUUAACCGCACUUCAGAUCAAAGAAGGGUUUUAUGCAAUCGCAGGUUUCCCAAGAGUAAUAGGAGCCAUUGACUGCACUCACAUCCGCAUCAGUGCACCCCUGGGAGAGCAUGAGGCGGAUUAUGUGAAUAGAAAAUCCUUCCAUACCAUCAACGUACAGAUGACAUGUGACCACCAGUCGAUGAUAACCAGCCUGGAUGCAAGAUGUCCAGGGUCUGUCCACGAUUCCCGCAUAUUUAGAGAAUCCUCACUAGCUGCGGGAUUCGAGGAAGGGCGAUCUGAUGGUAUCCUGCUCAGGGACCGUGGAUACCCAUGCUUGAAACACCUCCUGACACCAUUCGCAGACCCUCAAACAAGGGCCCAGAGAGCCUUCAAUCAUGCCCACAGUGUUACAAGAGCACAAAUUGAGAUCACGUUCGGCAUAUUGAAGGCUUGGUUUGCCUGCCUAAAAGGCCUGCGUGUGAGGCCAGAGAAGGUCUGUCAAAUAACAGCGGCAUGUGUGGUACUGCAUAACAUAGCCACCAUCAGAGAAGAAAGGGUUCCCAAUUAUGUUCCCUCACCCCCCGAUGUUGUUGACCCCAUGACCCUGGACCAUCCCACAGACCGUUCAGUGAGAGAGGCCAUCACGAGCCAAUUUUUCAGCUAGUAACACAAAAUAAAGAAAAGCCAAAAUCACCACUCAUUCCUACUGCUGCGCACAUUGUCCACUCUGGCCUACAGAACCCCCACCCCAGAAUGA